Talaromyces marneffei is the source of this 1887-nucleotide messenger RNA. RefSeq lists its product as uncharacterized. Gene Ontology annotation, molecular function: CoA-ligase activity. NCBI's taxonomy places the organism in Eukaryota, Fungi, Ascomycota, Eurotiomycetes, Eurotiales, Trichocomaceae. The record is from RefSeq and is a predicted model, not a curated record. The coding region runs from base 1 to 1887 and encodes 628 amino acids. The transcript is spliced from 2 exons.
AUGUCUUUUCUUUUGUUAGCAAUUCUGUCUUUAUUUUUUACACCUAUCCGCUCUUUUAUUAUUUCACUUUUAUUUCCAGAGAAAAACGAGAAGAAUGGAGAAUCACCAUCCCAUGACCAGGUUGCUGAGCUUACCGGCAGUGUUUGGGGACGGUUGUCCGUGUUUGAGCACAUCGAGCAAGGAUUGAAGAAGAACCCAGAUGGCCUGGCUGUAAUCUCCAUGUUCCAGCCUGCCGAUUUUCUGAAUGAACUGGUAUCGAAUAAUGAACGGGCACUUCAUCAAUCGAGCGGCGACAUCUAUCUUUACAAUCGACCUCUUGAACAGCGCUCAUGUCUUACCCUGACCUAUCGCCAGCUUCACCACGCCUCCUUGAAAAUUGCCGCUGGUCUGCUAGCGGAAGGCGUUCAACCCAACAGUACGAUGGUUAUGAUCAUCCCCAACGGUGCCGAGUAUACGAUCCUCUUAUGGGCAUGCGUCUUGCUUCGGAUUACCUACGUCAGCCUGGACCAUUCACUACUCGAUAUUUCAGGUUUCACUCAACUUAAGCAACUACUACAGACCCUGAAACCACAACUAGUCGUUGCACCUGAUGUCUCGAGUGGGAAGUUUCUUCAAGUUGCCAUGUCUGAGUUGCAAUUGCCCCGACCCAUUCAAAUAUCCCUCACACAUUCCGGAACCGCUGGCUGGAUGUCUCUGGUAGAUAUUGCAGCUAAGGCGGUAAAAUUUCCAGCUGAUGAAUCUGCCAUUGUAUCUGCUGCAAGACAUGACGAUCCAAGGCGCAUUCACUCCAUAAUGUUUACUUCCGGCACGUCCGGAAUUCCAAAAGGUUGUCCAUUACUUGUAUCAGGCAUGUCGCAUGUUCUCGAAUCUCAAGCUUGGCUCAUCGAUAAUGAGGCCGGUAUAUUUGCCGUUCAACAACCACAUAAUUCGAGAGGGAUAGCUCCUGCUCAGACUUUGCAGACCUGGAAAGCCGGCGGUGCUGUAGUCAUGACAGGACAGAAUUUCAGCAUCCGUGAUUCUCUCGAAGCGAUCAAGCAGUUUGGGGCGACAUUUAUCGUGCUCACACCUCCUAUGGUUAAUGAGAUGGCAGUCGAGCUUGCCGCACGGCCUGUGGAUGUUAGAUCUGUGAAGAGAAUCCAAGUCGGUGGCGAUGCAGUCACCAAGGACAUCAUGGUAAAAUGUGCAGCAUUAUUCCCGCAAUCUCAAAUUUGCGUAAACCACGGAAUGACGGAAGGGGGAGGAUCCUUUAUUUGGCCGUUUUUUAAGAUACCUCCUUCAAAUAUCCCAUUCUUUGGCGAGAUAUGUCCUCUCGGUAUGGUCGCCCCUGGCUCUUCAAUUCGUCUCUGGGAUAUAGAAAAGAAUUGUGUAGCGAAAAGAGGUCAGUUUGGGGAGCUUCAUAUAUCGAGUCCUAGCAUCAUCUCCCAUUACCUGGGUGGCAGAUCUGAGAAGUCAUUUUAUAAUGAUAGCAAGGGGAGAUGGUUUAAUACCGGAGACAUUGCAAUUGUCGAUCGCGAAGGGCUGGUUUAUAUCCUUGGAAGGAGGAAAGAUCUCUUGAAGUGUGCAAGCGUGCCAAUCAUGCCCGCCGUCAUCGAGAGUUCUAUUCAAGCCCUUACCGGCGCCGCAACUAUAGUAGUGCCAGUUCCACACCAUGUACUUGGUGCUGAGCCGUUUGCAGUGCUAAGUUCAUUCAACGGAAGAACCGAGACACAGAUCAAGGAACAUAUACGGGCUGAGUUUGGUAAAGAUUACGCUCUUGGGGGGAUCGCUUCGUUGAAGGAAAUUGGGAUGGUUGAGUUUCCUGUCAACCAAACACACAAGAUCAUCAAGUCGGAGAUCCAGGCCGCAGUUCUGGAUAAAUUCAUCAAAAAACGCGACAGAGUCUAUUGA